AUGGCAGCAGCCGCUCGCCACAGCAAUUCGACGCCUCCUGAAUCAUUCCCCUUCCUGAAAAAGCGGUAUCGGAACGUCUUCCAAGCUAUGAAAUUUCUUUGUUCCUACUUCAUAACGUUCCUUCUUCAAGACCGGGACUGGAAACAAUUUUCCACCGCUUCUUCCUCCAAAUCUCCCGUGCCGUGA
Messenger RNA from Puccinia triticina, 186 nucleotides. RefSeq lists its product as uncharacterized. The transcript is spliced from 2 exons. The coding region runs from base 1 to 186 and encodes 61 amino acids. The record is from RefSeq and is a predicted model, not a curated record. NCBI's taxonomy places the organism in Eukaryota, Fungi, Basidiomycota, Pucciniomycetes, Pucciniales, Pucciniaceae.